AUGCGGCUGGUGGACACCUGGGGUCGCCUCGAAGGUCUCUUGGAGGAGCAGAACUUCAGCGCGGAGGAGCUCACCGAGAUGGGAUUCAUUCGCCCUGAUGCCUUGCGUGAGCUGAUUUCCUCACUCUUCAACUCAGUCAUGGAAGCACCUUGGGAAAACGUUGUGCAAACCGUGGCACAGGUUCCACGGAAUCGCUCGCAGGUGCCAAAGGCCAUGACUGAGGAUGGGGCGCCCAUGGAUCGGCAGCCAAGUGCCACGCCUUCCACAGCAUCGGUGGAGAGGAACCACAGCGGAGCACUGCAGGCAUGGCUGCCGGUGCGGUUGCAGCGGCGCGAGUUUGGGGGUGCGAAAAAACAUGACUUGGACAAGAAAAAGGACGCCGGAGCAGACACCGCCCCAGCGUCCGUGGCCCCCGCGGCGCCCGUGGCGCCUCCGCCUGUCGUGCCAGCGGCCAUCCCGGCCCCAGCGGGUGUCCCUGCGGAGCCAGCAAAAGCCCAUGGUUUCCUGAUGUCUCCUGCAUCAAAUGACCAUGGUUUCCCACAAAUUUCCCUUGAAAUUCCUCCAGUGGAUCCCAGUGGCAGUUCAACCAGCAGAUCCACCCGGUCGCCAUGGACGCCGGAUGAAGUGCUUGGUGCUGCUUCCGGUCAGCCGGGAUGGAGACAUCUUCACAGUGACAUGUGGUGUUGGUGCAUUCUACUGACUUGGCACCUGGCAAAUGCAGGAACUGCUGAAAAAACCUGGUCCGCACUGGAAGACUUGGCCAAGGGUGGAUCGAGUUCCAAGGAGGUGUCCAGUGGCUCCUACUGGCAGCAACGGCUUCUGGAGCUUCAUGAUCUUCAUCCACACCCGGAGGCGUCCGCUGUUCUGUCGUGGCUGUACCUGUUCGGAUUGCCAUCCGAGACUCGUACAGACCGCUGGCACUGGUCUUCCAGUGCUCCAGCUGCGCUGGUAGAGAGGGACAUUGACAAAGCGAUCCAAAUUGCACGAGAUGCGGCGAAGUCGAACUGUGCCAGGUGUUUGGCCUUGUUGGGCUUCAUUUUGUCCAUCGCCUAUCCUCCCCUGCUGGGUGCCGCUCACCUCGCCGCCACCGGGCGCCUCGUCUUCCUCGGCGAGAUCCGCGCGGCCACGGCGGGGCCGCGGCGGCCCCGCGACGUCGGCGCGCCGGACCCGGCGGCGGCGGCCUACGCGGCGGCGGCGGAGAUGGGUGAUGCCCUGGGGAUUUUGGCCGCCAGCUACUUGAGGCAGAAAGGACUCAUCAACGACACCUUGAAAGCUCCAAUGGCCAACCAAGCAUCCUGCAUGGUCUGCAGAACACCAGAGUUGAGGCUGAACAGAUCCUCUGCGGCCGGUGGGCUCUGCAGCUCUCCGGGGUCGCUGGGUCACUUGGCCACCGAAGUCGUCGAGCAGCUCUCGAAGUCGCCCUGGGGUCCCCUGCCGACGCCGCUCACGGAGCUGCGCCAAGCGCGAACCAAAGAUACGGCCUUUGUGGAGCACGUCUUGGCGGAUGUUUCCAACGCUGCAGCGGCGGACCUCGCCCAAGCGGCAACAUUGCUUGAAGGGAACCACGUCGACGUCAACGACCUUCCGGACACCUCGCGUCGCCACGCGGACGUCCAAGUGCUCUACACGCGUGCGGCGGAGAAGGGCGAACGGCGCGCAGCGCUGAGGACGGCGGUGGAACAUUUGCAGAGGAAUGAGACGGAGAAAGCGAAACCGCUCCUGGAAAAAGUGUCGCAUCAACCUGAAGAAGCUGAAGAACCAAUGGCAGCCAUGGCCCAGUACUACUUGACGCGCUUCAGCAAUGACACCAACAGUUCUGAAGAGGAGCGGAGAGAAUUGGCUUGGCCGCACCUGGUGCGUGCUGCCGAUUUGGGACGCCAAGAUGCUGAACUCCUGGUGGCCCACGCCCAUCUAAAUCCACCACCAGCCGUGGCCACCAACGGCACCAACGGCCCCAACGGCAGCGACCCCGGCAAGUCCAACAGCACCGAAGCGGCGCGGCGCUACCGACGCCUGGUGGCUGGUGACAGGGCGAACGCCAGCGAGAUGCGGAGGAGUGGCAAUCUGAGCGAAGUGCAGGCCUUUGCUGCCUACAACUUGGGCGUUUUGUCCCUCCAGAGCCUCGAUGACACGUCCAGCUGUUCCGUGGAAGCGCAGGAGCUCUUCCAAGACGUGGCGCUGUCGCACGGCCACGUGGUACGCCUGAUCCUGGCGCUGGAACGCCGCGCAGCGAGACUGGGAGAUGUGCAUGGCGCCUUGCUGCUGGCGAUGCUCCUGAGUGACCUGGGCCACGAGUUGGGCCACCUGGAUGCGGCACAUCUCUGGGACCGUUCCACCGCGCGGCCGCGGCCGGCGGACGCGGACGCGGACGCGGACGGCGACGACGGAGAGGCCGUCCCCGAAGCCUGCGAUUUGCAUGGCUGGUGGAGCACCAACUCAUCCGAGUUGCUCUUGCAAAACGUUUCGAAGCUCUUCGCUUCCAAAGUGAAGGGCGGUGGCUUCGAGAUGUUCAACGCAAGCGGUUCCGAGGUUGGAGUGGAGGUGGAGGAAGCCAUUGUGCUGCCGCGCCCUGAAACGACGGAGUUUCAACACCUGCACUCCUUUUUGUGGCACACCACCUAUGACGCCUUCCCUGCAGCGGCGCCUGUCCCAGUGGCAUUGCAACCCCCUGGCGCAGUGCCGCAUCUGGUGGAGUUUCACCACCAAAGGGGAAAGCUGACCAUGGACAAGUCUUGUCAGAUUGCCUUGGUGGAGGGCAUGUACGUCAACUGGACUUUCCAUCGGCUGGAUGCUGUUGAAGAGGAGAAGCCGAGGGAUGUGCCCGCUCCGAUAGUCGCGAGUUCAGAGGAUUUGGUGGAAGAGUCAGUAGAGGUCGCCACACGUGACUGGUUGCAUUGCUGGGUUCGACCUGAACGCUACUAUGUGGCAUUGAAGGCUGCGCUUGCAGAAGCGCCCCAAGAACAGCCCGCACCUCCAGGGACAUGGGAGGAGGUGAUGUCGUUGACCACCAGCAAGGAUUGCCCCUGCUAUGGUGGCUUUGCAUGUCGCAGAGGCGACGGAGCCUGCGAGGUCCUGGCCAAGCAGUCGGCCGGAGCCGGAGAGGAGUUUUCUGCCUGUCAGCCUGGAUCCAGCCUCUGCCAAGAGGUCCCUCCAGAGCUGGAUCCCCCUCGGAGCAACUGGGCGGCAUCGCCGGAGGUUUGCGCCUUCUACUUCUACCGGAGGGCAGCAGCGGAUGGAAACAUUGAUGCCAUGCAUGUCCUGUCGCAUGCCUACAGCAACGGCCACCGGGGGGCACCGAAGGAUCCAGUGGAGGCUUCACCCGCGGCUCCAUUCCAGCCAACCAAAGAACUUUCUAGCUCAAAAGCCUUCCACUGGAGCGAGCGCGCCAUGGCACUGGGAGACCUCCGAGGACACUUCGACGUGGCCUAUUCGAAGGAGUUCGGCUUGGGCACUGCCGUGGAUGCCGCGCGAGCGAAGCAGAUCUACCAGGACAUUCUGACCGCGCAGGGCUUGGAGAGCGACUCGCUGCUGGGCCAAGCGGCCGCCAGCUUUCUGUCCUUGGCCGCCUCAGGGCGCUACGUGGCCAGCCGUCUUCUCCAUCAUUCAUCUGACUGGGUCGCAUCGGCCGGGUCCGAGCGGACAAAGAUUUCGACCUGACCCGACCAUUCGUUUUUU
This is a messenger RNA of Cladocopium goreaui, 3675 nucleotides long. Lineage: Eukaryota; Dinophyceae; Suessiales; Symbiodiniaceae. The record is from the annotation of a GenBank genome assembly.